Uncinocarpus reesii 1704 is the source of this 2469-nucleotide messenger RNA. RefSeq lists its product as uncharacterized. The record is from RefSeq and is a predicted model, not a curated record. NCBI's taxonomy places the organism in Eukaryota, Fungi, Ascomycota, Eurotiomycetes, Onygenales, Onygenaceae. The transcript has 3 exons. The coding region runs from base 1 to 2469 and encodes 822 amino acids.
AUGGAACCAACAGGACAACCGGGCCCACAGCCAGCACUAUCACAACCGGACGCUGUGUUUUCGCGAGGCCGAACCGCAAGUGCUUCGCGACGACCGUAUGAGCGGCUGCCUUCAGAAGAUGACAUUAGUCGCCUCCCCGGCUCACAGCCCAGCAGUCCAGAGCGCACCCCUAACAAUAACCAAGCGAGGAGGUCGAGCGCAACUGGCUUGGGCCUUAGCGGCAUUGGCGAGAAUUUCACGAAUUUUAUAGAUAAUACUUUCAAACCUCAUUCCCACAGCCAUUCAGGCGAUAUCAAGUGCUCAAGUCGAAACAACGUUAUUCAGCGACGCACUUCAUGGCUGUCCAUUAGCAUUUUGCUCCUUGCGUUCUACUCCACUGCCUUCUCCGGUAUAUACCUUGUUGUCGCAUGUGUGAAGCCUCGGUUUGGCAAUCGUAUCGGGACGGAUGGUGGACUAGCUCCAUCUACGGCAUCGUUGCUAAGUGCCUUCUUUGCUAAAACAAUUGAACUGUCUUUCGUGACGGUGUUUGUGGCUUUUCUAGGACAGGUGCUGAGCCGCAGAGCCUUGGCGAAGCGCUCUCCCGGGAUAUCUAUUGCGGAUAUGUCGAUGCGCAGUUGGAUAAUGCAGCCCGGUACCCUCCUCACACAUUGGGAGAAUGUCAGAUAUUCUGCUUUGACUAUCUUAGGAAUGACUGCAUUAACCACCGCAUGGAUGGCUAUGCUUUAUACCACUGCGGCUGAGACGUUGGUUUCCCCAAAACUUAAGUUUGGACCGAUUGAAGAAACCACCCUCUAUGGUCAAAUAGCCUCCAAAUUUGCAAACCCGCACUACUUAGCUAGCAAAUGUCUAACACCCAUCAGCCGAGAAACGGAUCCUAUGCACGCUGGCGCUACCUGUAUGGAACUUGCUCAUGUCGGGCAGAGCUACCAUAAUUAUCAGCAAUAUACUGCUCAAUGGGCCAGCAUAUCCCGAUCUGGCAACUUCUCCCACUCGUUAUCAGAACGGAUCAAGCCAGUUGGGACCUGGUACGAUAAUACCACAGUGACUGGAAGCUGGAUUGACGUACAAAACAUGACGGAGCUCUCGAAGAAGUACGGAAGAUUAGUCAACAUUGCCACUGCCGCCAUGCCUCAUUCCGGAGUGUUCAAAGCUUCCAGGGACCCUCGCAACAGCCUUCGACAACCCUCCGCUUCCGCCGGCCUCGGAGAAUUUACCAUCUCUGCUUCUGUGGCGUCUCCUGCGGUUCAAGUGACCUGUGUCGGCAUGACUGAGGAUGAACUGGCGCCAAUAAUUUAUGAAAAAUGGCCGAACUCUCUGCCUCUAAACAUUUCAACAUGGUUGACAACCGCGCCCCCUGAUAUGGUGCACUCGCCUGACAUGCUGAACGAGACGGUUGUAGAUGAAAUAUUUGGCUUCGGCAAAAAGGGAUCUCAGCGCGCACCUAUAUUCCCGAAACUACCUAAGCCGUAUAACACGAUGCUCAACGGAACUGGCAAUUAUCCUUUGGAUUCUUUAUAUAUACUUGGGGCAUCUGCUCCCUCUUCGAAAGGUGCGCCCUACGUGCUUUGUGGUCUUCGCGGUGGAAUGACAUCGAAAUGCUCGACGUACUAUCACGCCGCGGCAAGUGGAGGUCAAUUGAAAGCCAAUUGCGGAAAGGAAGGGGGUGAACUAGCAUAUUAUCGAACGACAUUGAGAUCUGUGUCAUUGGUCAUCGACCCAGACUGGAAAAAUGUUGCGAUGCAAUGGGCCAGCGCAGUUAGUUUGGGAACGGGUAUCAGCGACUCGAACUCUAGCAAUGCUAGACUCCUCAUGCAGUUGACCGGCGGCUUCAACAAUGAAACUAAGGAAUACUCCCUCGAACCCCAGACGCCAUCAUUGGCAGAGGCGUUGGCAGCCAUGUCAAGUUCCACUCUCCUAAUGAGCGUGGAAGACAGCACGUUUUCUCAGAAUUGGACAUAUGGUAACGAUCCAGUGAUCGAAGAUGGCAAUACCGUUUAUGAAGACUUCAAGGCCACCAUCCGCGCUAGUGAAUACGCAUCUGGUGGUACAGAGCCAUGGCAGGGCGUUUUUUAUAUCGUCCUUGUCCAUGUGUUUCUAACGAAUCUCAUUUGUUUGGGCUACAUGUACUUUGAUAUUCGCGGGGCUCAAGUGACUGAUUUUACGGAACCCCAGAAUAUAUUUGCUCUGGCCUUGAAUAGUCCAUCGAAUGAUCGAUUACAGGGCGCAUGCGGCGCGGGGCCUGAAGGUCGCCAACUGAGUGAGCGUUGGAGGAUUGAAAUGGACGAGCGCGAUGAACAUUAUUAUAUUACCAACAAAAGAAACGCCGCGGGGUUAAGGAAUCGUACAGUUGGCCGUAAUGAAGAAGGUGGUGAUCUUGAGGCAUCGCCGCAGGGAGGUUCGCUUAGCCCAGCCGUGAACGAGUAUCGAAAGCUGCAAAGGUCAAGGCAUUCAUUUACUCUGCUGUCCUGA